Molecule: messenger RNA, 3346 nt
Organism: Lotus japonicus
Lineage: Eukaryota; Viridiplantae; Streptophyta; Magnoliopsida; Fabales; Fabaceae
Exons: 6
Coding region: 166-3129 (987 amino acids)
Source: RefSeq, a predicted model, not a curated record
CAUAAAUCAAUCCAAUCCCAUUUUCUCACCAUAUGCUUUCAGGUCCGACAAACUCACACCCACCCACCCACCCACCUAAGCUAACCACUCCUUCUUCUCACUCUCUUCCUCCGCCGCCGUGAAUGCCACCGUCAUCGUCACCGUCGCCGCCGCCCCGCUGCUGAAAUGAAUGGGGUGCAGAACAGAAGGGUUCACAAUGUUGACAAGCCUUUUCCAGGCUGCCUGGGAAGAAUGGUUAACCUCUUUGAUUUGGCUGGUGGUGUGAACGGGAACAGGCUACUCACCGACAAGCCACACCAUGAUGUAUCUCCACUUUCAAGAAGUCAAUCAGAUGUUGCGAGGGUCAUGAGUCCUUCAUUUGGUGAUCAGAUAGAGGAUAAAGUGAUUGUUUCCGACUCAUUGAGAACAUCUUCAAAUAAAAAAAUAAAUGGAACACCCAUCAAGAUGCUCAUAGACCAAGAGAUGUCCAAAGAAGUUGUUUCCAAGCAUAAUCCACCGAAUGUAGUUGCAAAGUUAAUGGGGCUUGAAGCCCUCCCACAGGGAAAUCAUAAUUUAUCUGUGGAGAGAAGCCAUAGAGGAGAUUAUUCUCAACAUAUGUGUGGUCAUUCAGGGACACCAUUCAAUCAUUGGCAGCUGGAAGAUAGGUUUAUGGACAAGGAAAUGCUUCAUGAAAUUCAUCCAGGCACAGAACAGAUUGCUUACAAAGAUAUUUAUGAGAUAUGGCUGCAAUCACAGAGAAAAGGUAAUGUAAAAGACAAGACACCUGAGAGAGAAAGGUGGCCUGAAGAUGUUAAUGAGAAGAAAAUGGCUCUCAUUCGCCAAAAAUUCAUGGAAGCUAAGCGUCUGUCUACAGAUGAGAGACUGCGUCAGUCAAAGGAGUUUGAUGAUGCCUUGGAAGUUUUAAGCUCCAAUAAUGAUCUAUUAAUCAAGUUAUUGGAUUCUCAAAAUCUAUAUGACCUUCAAUCUACUCCACUAGCUGAGACAAAGCGUAUUACUGUUCUUAAACCUUCGAAGGUGAUUGACAAUGAAAAGUCUGACAGAAAAGGGAAGAAAAAUGACAAUCAUACUAAGAAACCAGCAAAUGUCGGUGCUGCAAGGGAGAAAAAUAGUCCUGUAUACUCUCAAGCAAGUCAGAAUGAAUUCCCAGGUCAACCUACUCGAAUAGUGGUAUUGAAGCCUAGUUCUAUGAAGACGCAUGAGAUUAAGGCUGUGGUUUCUCCGACGGCAUCAUCACCUCUAAAUCUGCAAAGUGGGAAUUUCUAUCAGGGCCCUGAAGAUGAAGAUGUGCUGGAAUCAAGAGAAGCGGCAACAGAAAUUACACAGCAAAUGCAUGAAAACCUGAGGAGCCAUCGAAGGGAUGAAACUUUGUAUUCUUCGGUAUUUUCCAAUGGCUAUGUUGGUGAUGAGAGUUCAUUCAACAAAUCAGAUAAUGAGUAUACUGCAGGGAAUUUUAGUGAUUUGGAAGUAAUGUCACCAUCUCCAAGGCAUUCUUGGGAUUACAUCAAUCGCUGUGGCAGUCCUUUUUCUUCAUCAUCUUUCAGUCGCGCUUCAUGUUCUCCUGAGUCAUCAGUAUGUAGAGAGGCCAAGAAACGACUUUCUGAAAGAUGGGCCAUGAUGGCCAAUAAGGGUCAUCAGGAACAAAGGCAUAUGCGGAGAAGCUCUACGUUGGGUGAGAUGCUUGCUCUUUCAGAGACAAAGAAAUCUUUAAUAUCUGAGGUUGAAGGGAUUAACAAAGAACAAGAAAGCAUUGAUCAAGAACAAGAACCUUGUGACUCUGUUUCUUGCAGUCGUAAUUUCAGUGAAGAAAUACAUGCAGAUGAUUCUCCUAAAAGCCUUCCCAGGUCAAAAUCUGUCCCUAUAUCUUCCACUGUCUAUGAAAGUGCACUCAACGUUGAAGUUUGUGAGAAUGGUGCUGGCAAAGCACAUGACUCCAAGGAGCUGACUAAGUCAAAGAGUAUGAAAUCAUCAUUUAAAGGGAAAGUUACGAGUUUCUUAUUCUCUAGGAAUAAGAAAUCAACCAAGGAAAAGUCUUGUGUAUCUCAGUCUAAGGAUGAGUCCCAAUCUAAUUCUACUGUUGCUGAAACUUCAGUAUCUCCAGUAAAUUCACCUGAAGUCCUUAGGGAUGACGUGUCUCAAAGCUUCAAUGGCUCCUUUGGCGAGUGCUCUCUUCCAACUCUGUUUGAAUCAUCAGCCAAAUCUUCAUCAGAUUCUUUCUCUAAUGGACAAGGCGUAAUAUCUCCAGAGCCAGGAUUGACCGUGUCAAAGCCCAUGGUGCCCUGGAUUUCAAGUGAAAACCAGGAUCAGCCGAGUCCAAUCUCAGUUUUAGAACCUCCAUUUGAGGAUGAAAAUGUAGCAGCUCAUGAGUCCUUAUACUGUAUGAAGGGUGGUCAGCUUGGAUCACGUGUACCUCUGAAGUCUAAUUUAAUUGACAAAUCACCACCUAUAGAAUCAAUAGCUCGAACCCUCUCAUGGGAUGAUUCAUGUGCAGAGGUAGCUAGUUCAUAUCCAUUAAAGCCUUCGUUGGCUUCCUCAGACACCAUGGUAGAGGAUCAAGACUUGCUUGUUUUUGUGGAGAAACUACUAUCAGCUGCUGGACUUGAUGAUCAAGUGCAGCCUGAUUCAUUUUACUCUAGAUGGCAUUCCCUUGAAAGCCCAUUGAAUCCAUCGUUGAGGGACAAAUAUGCCAAUCUCAAUGACAAAGAGCCCCAGCCUCUCCAUGAAGCCAAGAGAAGGCAGAGGAGAUCUAAUCAGAAGCUUGUAUUUGAUUGUGUCAACCUUACCCUUGUAGAAAUCACUGGUUACAAAUCAGAAAGUCACUUAAUGGGAAGGUUGUGGAGUGGGGACCACAGAGGGCUCCAAGUCACAGAGGGUGCUGCACCUCCCCUAUUGGUGGACCUCAUUGUGACCCAAAUGAAGGACUUGAUAUCUAGUGGCAUGAGGUCUGUUUGGGAAAGCUGUGGGGACAGCAACAGCCUGGUUGUGGAUAGUAUUGUCAGAAAAGAGGUUGUGGGGAAAGGGUGGGUUGAGAUUAUGGGACUGGAGGUGGAUAUUUUGGUGAAGGAAGUGGAGGGGAAGUUGCUUGAGGAACUUGUGGAGGAUGCAGUGGUUGAUUUGACAGGCAGGGUCUGAAUUGGUUAGAAUCCCUCAUGUGGCUUUCUGCUUUGUUUUUGCAAUAUUGUAAGUUGUAACUCUAUUAUUGUUGUAUUUGAUCAUCAACACAUGGCCCUACAUACCUAAUUUAUUAAAAGCAACUAAAAAAUGUCUCAAUUUGUAGUUAUUUUACUUACCUAUGCAACUGCUGAAACAAAGUACAUAAAGAAUUGCACUGUUUAAGAUGUUUGUUUCA